AUGCAAGAGUACUCUUCCACCACAAUAUCUGUGCUUGUACUUCUGCCAUUACUGGCUGUCUUCGCGGUUGCUGGAAAUAUGCUCGUUCUUGGUAUAAUUGCUCGGUUUAAGAAGUUUCGCACCUUUCCAAACAUUCUAAUCGCUAACCUGGCGUUCAUGGAUUUACUCCGCGCGCUCAUUGAAGCACCCAUGUACUUGCUUUGGAGUGUCCUGAAUGUCGCAUGGUUCACAGGAAAGACUUUUGCGAUUAUUUCGCUUUUUGUGACCCGCCUCUGUCUCCACCUUAACACCGUCUCCAUGUUGGUGCUGCUCGUAAAUGUGUCUAUGGCAAUAGCACUAGACCUAAAAUAUUUCACAUGGAAGACGAAUGAAAAAGCUAUGAAAAUAGUACUUAUAGAGUGGGUGGUCUGCUUUGGCGGAACUAUUUUGUUGUCGUGGUUUGAUUCUGAUAUCGACCUUCAGGAUGCUUCUGUUUUCAGUUACCGUCGGGCGUUUUUAAUUAAAUCAAAAAUGGUCUUGAUAGUGAUCCUCUCAGUGUUUAUUUUGACCACAAUUGCUAUCGGUGUCCUGGUAUUUUUCCUAAUCCAAAGGAAGAAACGCCAGGUGAGAUCAAAAGUUUAUAAUAAGUAUUUUUCUAUUUUAUUUUCCAGGCAUCCUUAUGCCACCCUGAUGAGGGAAUGUGCAAUAAUUAUCAGAAGGGGGGUUCUAAAAUCCAGUGGGGAUGGUGGGGGGGCUAAACUUAAAUUAUGCUGUAGGGUGGGGGAGUUUAGAUGUCAAUUUUUUUUAACAUAGAGGGAGGGUCACAAGUCAUAUUGAUGUUUGAGUGGUACAUAAUUUAUUCAAACUGAACUUCUUUGUUAUUGAUCUGGCUUGUAAGAAUAUCAAGAAUAUCAAGAACAGUACAUGGCACACCUAGAACCCGCAAUUAAUAAAAACUUUGCAAUGAUGCAUAAUCUGCAAACUGAAUAGCCUGUGUUAUUAUUAAAGACUUCUUUAAGCAAACAAAUAUUACUAAACAUGACAAUUUGAACAAAAGCUGUGAACGAGGUCCUUGGCUUUCCCAACAAAGCAUGAUUUGCAUGCAAGUAUAGAUCACGCAGAAUUUGUCAGUUUGUGAAGCAAAUAUUGAGAGAGUUUCUUCUUCAAUAUGAUCUACUUGUGGGAUCCUAUAAAUAUCAGGUCCGGCACUCACUGAUAACAGGGCUUUCCCUUAUGAACGGACGCGCGCGAGGGAGACACGUAAGAACCACCCCCCCUCCAAGUUAUUGCACAGAUUAUUGCAUUAUUGCAAAGUCCCUAACAGAGUGUUGGAUUCGCUAGGAUUUGAACAGUCUCGAAGUCGGUUAUUCCCAUGACUUAUGAUAUGCUGGAAGCUUGUUUACAAUCAAACCAGCAACGAUCAUAUCCAAGUCUUAGGUUUUUAUAAUUUCUCACGAGAAGAAUGUUUCAAUAAAAGCCUCUUGGACCAGGGCACAUCGUUCUCGGCGUAAUAUAUCUGUGUAAGAUAUUUAAGUAGCUCUUAAAGCAAUGACAUAAAAUAAAAGCAUUUGAAUAUUACAGGUUCAUUUGCAAUAAUAAUUAUAUUUUCAUCUCAGAAAUACAAUAUCUUUUAUCAUGUUGAAUUGAAGAGAAAAUUUAUCAUUUUAUGAUUCUUAGCUGCUAACAAAUUUCAGGGAUGGUCUUAUUUCAACCAUAUGUAGAAAAAAAAGCGCAUUAACCUGAUUAUGUAUGUCAUUCUUUCAUAGAGAAAGCGGUUAAAUCUGCCCCGACUCCAAGGCCAGGCUAGACUUCAACUGGAUAUCCAGGCUUCCAAAACUGUCAUCAUUACUGUACUUGCAUUCCUAGUGUGCUACACACCGCCCCUCUUAAUUGCAAUCCUGGGUCCUCCUAAAGCUGAUCCCAUCAAACUGCAUUUUCCUCGUCACAUAGCUUUCCUUUGCACGCUCCUUUCCAGCGGGAGCAAUCCCGGCAUCUUAUGUUUUCGAGCGAAAAGGUUUCGCCGCACACUGAAACAGCUUCUUCAAGACCCCUUCGGAAAAACCGCUUUUCAAGACACGGAGCAAAAGGAAAGAUCCAAAGAGAAUGUUACGUGCAAGAAUGCAUGCGAGGCUGAAAAAGACAAGGAGAGAAACGACCCUGCAGCUUGCUCAUCCAACAGCUACAUAGAUGAAAUUGUAAACACAGGUUAA
Molecule: messenger RNA, 2189 nt
Organism: Porites lobata
Lineage: Eukaryota; Metazoa; Cnidaria; Anthozoa; Scleractinia; Poritidae
Source: the annotation of a GenBank genome assembly